AAUGUUGAGCAUUCUAUGUACAGAUUCUCAACAUUCAACAUUUCGGCAAAGGCGCUUCAAAAUUAUAAUUGUUAUUAAUAUGAAUAAGUUUUUUAACAGCUUCCGGUAUAUUCCUCAAAAUUGGUGCUCCAAAAACUUGAACCUUGGGUGCAGUUUGUUAAUGCAAUACAGCACUAAUGUCUCGAGGUUUGUUCAAUCAAAAGAAUCAUUCAAGGAGAGGCUACAACGGAUUCGUCGUGCCCAGAGAAAAAAGACUUCCUGCUAUUUGAGGGUACGACGAUCCGAGUACAAAUGCCUGGCCUAUCAGGAAAUAAAGCCCGAUCCUUGCAUACCGGAGCCGUGUCCAUUACCACUUGAUGCAAAAGCUUACGAGCCAAGUGAUAAGGAGAAUCGGAACUAUCAAAAAACCUGGUGUGAGUUUAAGCCAUCACCGCAAAUAAUGCCCAAAGUUCAUAAGAUAUAUCCGGUGCGCGAGCGACGUGAUCCAAAAGUUUUUAGAGGUCAACUUUGCACGGCUUGUGAACCAGAAGAUUGUGAACUACCAAAAAGUGAUCGCGCCCCACCACCAAGACUUUUUCCGCCCAGAACAAUGCCUUGGCCAUGUUGUAAGCUCCGUUCGCCCAAGUGUCGAACGAGUCGAGCCGAUGUCAGAUGUCCUCGAGGACGAAUGCCAUUAUGCUGUGUCAAGCGCAAGACACAGUAUCUUAGCUUCUCAGAAUGUAAGAAGUUUCCCCUACAGCCCCCCGUGACUGCUUGUGAGUGUGAAAUGAAACCCAGCCUCUGUGAGGUCUGGAACUUUUGGAGAACCAAACGUUGACAGGGGAUCAUCUAAAAUAUUUAUUUUAGAUAAUUUUUUCGUUUCUGACCUACAUGUGAAAAAAUCGAUUAUAAUUACUGAACUUUCGGCUAUGUUUUCAAAUCGCAAAAUUAACUAUAAUCAAAAAUUUCAGAGCAAUUUGUCAAAUUUCUAGAUAUUAUUCAAAUACGUUUUAUAAUGAAUUCAUUAAAUGAAAAUUAAUAUU
This is a messenger RNA of Drosophila nasuta, 1022 nucleotides long. RefSeq lists its product as uncharacterized. The transcript is spliced from 2 exons. Lineage: Eukaryota; Metazoa; Arthropoda; Insecta; Diptera; Drosophilidae. The coding region runs from base 2 to 817 and encodes 271 amino acids. The record is from RefSeq and is a predicted model, not a curated record.